Molecule: messenger RNA, 936 nt
Organism: Penicillium roqueforti
Lineage: Eukaryota; Fungi; Ascomycota; Eurotiomycetes; Eurotiales; Aspergillaceae
Product: zinc metalloprotease
Exons: 2
Coding region: 1-936 (311 amino acids)
Molecular function (GO): metallopeptidase activity
Source: RefSeq, a predicted model, not a curated record
AUGGUGUGUCACUCAUUUUUCCAACUCGUCAUCUUCAUCACCGUUUUCCUGCAGGCUUGGUGUAGCCCCUUUGCACUCCAGAAAAGAGGCGCCUGUGCUACCGAAGACCCCGGUGCAAAUUUCUUGCAUGAAGUAAGGCGCCUCCAAUCGGAUGAAGCCGAUCUUGCUAUUUCGCAGGCCAGGAAGGCCCCGAUCGAGAUCGAGACCUGGUUCCAUAUCAUCAGCAGCAAGUCGGAGUCCACCCAGGUCACUGAUAAUAUGAUCAAUUCUCAAUUUUCUAUUCUACAACAAUCUUAUGCAGAUUCUGGCAUCUCCUACCGAUUGCAAGGUGUGACUCGUAAUGUCAAUGAUAAGUGGGCGAGCAAUGCGGAUGAUACGGCCAUGAAAACGACUCUCCGAAAGGGAAGCUACCGAACAUUGAACGUUUACUUCCAAACCGAUCUGCAGGCCUCACCCGAACAAGCGGGACGUGCUUUCGGGCACAGGGGUGCAGUCACCAACAAUGAUCUGGCAUCAAGCGUUCUUGGAUUCUGCACUUUGCCCGAUCCGAGUGUCAAUGCUAGUAGCCCGGCUUCUCAAUAUAUCAAGGAUGGCUGCAAUGUUUUGGCCAAAACAAUGCCUGGUGGCUCCUUGGAUCUGUACAAUCGAGGCGGGACUGCCAUCCACGAGAUUGGACACUGGAAUGGCCUUUUGCACACCUUCCAGGGGGAAUCUUGCUCAGUAGAUAAUCCUGGUGACCACAUAAGUGACACGCCACAGCAGUCCACCCCGACAGAUGGGUGCCCUGACCAGAAGGAUUCUUGUCCAGACUCCCCUGGAUUGGACGCGGUCCACGACUUCAUGGAUUAUUCAUCCGAUGUAUGUUAUGAGCGCUUCACGCCCGGACAAGGAGAGCGCAUGCGGAGUAUGUGGAUAUCCAUGCGUGAAGGUAAAUAG